Molecule: messenger RNA, 3696 nt
Organism: Lemur catta (Ring-tailed lemur)
Lineage: Eukaryota; Metazoa; Chordata; Mammalia; Primates; Lemuridae
Gene: GNG8
Product: G protein subunit gamma 8
Exons: 2
Coding region: 3423-3635 (70 amino acids)
Biological process (GO): G protein-coupled receptor signaling pathway
Cellular component (GO): heterotrimeric G-protein complex
Molecular function (GO): G-protein beta-subunit binding
Source: RefSeq, a predicted model, not a curated record
AAGGCGCCGUCUGUGCGUCUUUUUGUCUCUCUGCCUGCCGCUGUCUCUGUCUCUGUGUCCGUGUUUCUCCGUCCUUGUGUCUGACUCUACAUUUCGGUCUGUGUGUCUUGUCUGUCUCUCGUGUCCCUGUUUUUCUCUGCAAUCCUCUCUCCAUCUCUGUCUCUCUCAGUCCCCAGGUCUCUACCUCUCUAAAUGUCCGUGUCCCUAUCUCUCUCUCUGAGUCUCUGACUCUCCCUGCAUCUCUUUCCCGCUCUCUAAAUGUCUCUGUGUCCAUUUUCCGUCCUCUCCCUCUGGCGCUGAGCUCCCUCUACCCGCAUGUUUCCGUCUCCCGCCCGUGCCCUUCUCCGGUCCCGGAUCUCCGUCUUCAUCUCCCGCAGGGCCUGUGGGGGCGCCUCGCCUCUCUUCCUACCGCCUCCUGUGGCUUCGGCGCGGGCUGGGUGGGCGGCUCAGCGGGCCGCCGGCGCCCCCGUGUGGCCGCAGGGCUCGUCGGGAGAGGCCGGGGGGCUGAGUGAGAGCUGUGGUGUCUGUGCGUGACACCGGAAGAUGGUGUGUGACACCGGGAGACCGUGUGAGUGUGCACUGCCCUGAGGUGGCGUGUGACUCCAAGAGAUCUGAGAGUGUGUGCUGUCCUGAGAUGGUGGGUGACACUGGGAGAGUAACGAGUGCGUGACUGCUGUGUGUGGCUGUGUGACAUUGUGAGAUUGUGACAAGGAGCGAUUGAGUGGGACUGCAUAUGUGAGAAAUGACAUGUAGGUUACUGUGUGGGUGAGAUUGUGGGUGACCCUGUGUGGCGGCGGGAGGGUAAGUGUUAUUGGGUGUGAGAGAGACACUCUUUGGGGGACUGUACGUGACACUGAGAGAUGACAUGCGGGAGUGAGAGACCGUGUGUGAUGGGGUAUGUGAGAGAGGCAGCGUGUGUGACUGUGUGCGACAUGGUGAGGAUGUGAGCGCUGUGUGUGUCACACGAGCAGAUUCUGUGUGAGAGAGGGCGAGACGAUGACCGGGAUCCACGGAGAGAGGGUGUGAGUGGCAUCGUGAGAGGCGCAUAGGGGCCUUGGGUGUCACUCUCAGAGUGAGACGGUACGCGUCGGCCACGCUGUGAGAAAGUGUGUGACUAAGUGUGACACUGAGCUUGUGUGUGAUGUGUGAUGCUGAGAGACUAUCACAGUGUCGUGACUGUGUGUGCCUGAGUGUGCCACGUGCGAGGGAGACCUUGUGUGUGUAAGUGUGCGGAGCUGGGAGAUUGCCGUGUGGGCGUGGAUGAGACAGCAUGUGAUGGUGACAGCCUUGUGUUUACACACUGUGAGGCCCAGCAAGAGAUUAUGUGCACGAUGGCGCAUGUGUGUGAAACACUGUGAAUGUGAGAGAUCCUGUGACACACUGAGCCAUCGUGUGUAACUCUAAUACGUAUGACACCAAGAGAUGGAGUGUGUGCAUGUGACCGGGACAGGCUCUGUGUGGCUACGUGCGGAGGGAAUGUGUUAGAUGUGUGUGACACUGGGAGAUUGUGCUGGAACGUGUGUGACUGUACGUGGGUGUCACUGGAUAGGUGACUGUGUUACUAGGAAAUACUAUAAAACAGGGUGUGAUAGUACUUGGCAGGGAGGUUGCAGGGUAUUUGCAUGUCACCAUGUGAGACACUGAGAAAGUGUAUGAGGCUGCGAUAGGGUGUGAGACUAAGAGAGUUUAAAUUGCACAUGAAUGUGUGUGACUUUUGAGAGAUUGUGUGUGACACUGCGACAAACUGCUGGUACAUUUGACACUCUGAGAUAGUUUAUCUGACCAGGCAGUCAUGGGAGCUGCUACUGGUGAUGGUGUGCCACGUCGUGAGUGAUUGUGUGUGGCAUUUUGAACGACCAUGUGACGAUGUGAGCACAGCUGGCCCAUGAGACCGUGUGGCACUAUGUGACACAGUGAGAUAGUGUGCAUCUCUGUGUGAGGGACUGCCAGCGUGAAUCUGUAUGCUAUUGGGAGGGGUCCCUCUCUGAUGGGGUAACACUGAGGUGGCGAGUGUGCCCGCAUGUGACAAGGCCAGAGAGCAUGUGUCAGGGAGGGAGGGAGAGGCUGUGUGGGGCGCCCAGGAGGGGUUUGUGUGACUGGAAUAAAUGCAGCAGGGCAUGGGGCGCUCCUAGAGAGACUGUCUUUUCCUGUGACUGUGAGAGAGACACAGAGAGGGAGAGAGAGACAAAGAGAGAGAGGACCCAGAGAGACAGCCCCAAGGUGGGGCGGAAGGUGGCAGCGGGAGGAGGCGGGUCCUCCGGGCCGCGCCCCAGGGGAGGGGGCGGGGCGGGCUGGGGGCGCCCAGACGCUGCCUCCCAGCCUCGGCCACCGCGCGCCAUCCCAGCCCUGAGCAGCAACAGGUAGGAGGCUCUGGUCCUGGCCCCAGCAGCUAGUCGCUUUGCCCGCUCCGCGACCACCGUCUGUCGGCCUGGGAAUGAAUGAGUGAGUGAGUGAGUGAAUGACCGUAUUCUCCUGCGUCCCCAUCGGCCUGUCUCUCCCUCUGUCCCUCCAUUUCCCCCCUGCCCCUCCUUGUUCCUUCUCACCCCCAAACCCUCCCUCUCCGCCUGGUCCCUUCUUUCCUCUGUCCCUGUCUCCCCCACCUCCCUUUAUGCUCUGGGAGCUUCUCUCCCCCUCUGUCACUCUGUCCCUUCCUCUGCCCCUCCAUUGUCCCUCUAUCUGCUUCCUCCUUCGCUUCACCCCCCAUCUCUCCAUUUCUCUCUCUGUCCCUCCUUAGUCUCUUCGUCUCCCCCAUGCCUCAGUCUCUCCCUCUGUCACUUUGUCCCUCUCUCUGCCAGUCCAUUUGUCCCUCUCUCCAUCGCUCUGGCCCUCUCCCCGGCCUCUCCCCUGGCUGCUAAUGAGCAGAGGAGCCUUUGAGGUGGCCAGGGCUUGGGGGAGCGCUCUCCGAGGGGGGCGGAGGGGGCAGCUGCUGCCAAGGCCCUAAUGAGCCCCCUCUGCGCCCCUCCCGCCGCGAUGUGAAAUCCCAGUUCUCCCUAGAGCCACCGCUAAUUGGCCUGGGGAGGGGCCCCCCUCCUAGCUCAUGCUCCAUCCCUGGGGGGUGAGGACACCUGGAUCCUGAUCCAGCACCUGUGGCCCUGUCCUUCUGUCUCUCCCUCCACCUGCCUCUCAGCCUCCCAGCUGUGCGUCCUGUCCCUCCUGCCUCCCCUCGCCCCUCUCUGCUCCUCUCCCCACCUGCCUCUAGGUGCCUCCAUCUGUGCACCCCUGCACCCCUCUGGUUCCUCUCCCUGUCCUCUGUCCCUCCCUCCACCUGCCUCCGGGCACACCAUUCGUGCGCCCUUCUACCCACGCCCGUUACCCGGGCCCACCUCCACCACCCCCACCUCGGGACCCAGACGUGUCCUAACCUACCCCCCCACCCGCACCCUCCACUCUCGCCGGCUUUUAACCCCUUCCCCGCUGCAGCCAUGUCUAACAACAUGGCCAAGAUCGCCGAGGCCCGCAAGACGGUGGAACAGCUGAAGCUGGAGGUGAACAUCGACCGCAUGAAGGUGUCGCAGGCAGCGGCGGAGCUCCUGGCUUUCUGCGAGAUGCACGCCAAAGACGACCCACUAGUGACGCCGGUACCCGCUGCCGAGAACCCCUUCCGCGACAAGCGCCUCUUUUGUGUCCUGCUCUGAGCCCUCCCGACAGCUUACCCUCCCCUGCCAAAGUAUGAAUCCAAUAAACUUGCUGAUUGUG